Paraphaeosphaeria sporulosa is the source of this 1071-nucleotide messenger RNA. Its product is annotated as mitochondrial carrier protein-like protein. The coding region runs from base 1 to 1071 and encodes 356 amino acids. The transcript is spliced from 2 exons. Gene Ontology annotation, molecular function: S-adenosyl-L-methionine transmembrane transporter activity. Gene Ontology annotation, cellular component: mitochondrial inner membrane. The record is from RefSeq and is a predicted model, not a curated record. NCBI's taxonomy places the organism in Eukaryota, Fungi, Ascomycota, Dothideomycetes, Pleosporales, Didymosphaeriaceae.
AUGUCCGGCAACACCAACAGCGACAUCUUGCUGGCCGGAGCGGUUGCAGCAUUCACUGUGGAUCUCCUUGUGUAUCCGCUAGAUACCCUGAAAACGCGAUUACAGUCCCCCAACUAUGCAAAACUAUACACCAAUGCCGCGACUCAAAAGCCAAAUGCGGCCAUGUUUCGUGGCCUAUACCAAGGCGUGGGAAGUGUUAUCAUAGCGACCCUACCUUCGUCUGGAGCAUUCUUUACGACAUAUGAGCGAACGAAGGUUUUCUUCAAUCAUAUAAAUCCCCCAACAUCAUCACAUCCCAGUGGCUUCAUUCCAACACCUAUCGUGCAUGCAGGUGCUUCUUCAAUCGCAGAGUUGGUUUCCUGCGCAAUCCUUACCCCGGCUGAGGUCAUCAAGCAAAACGCGCAGAUGGUCUCUGCAGGCUCGAAGACGAACGCCACUGUUCAGACUCUUGCAAAAUUCAAGUCGAACCCACUGGCCUUGUGGAGGGGCUACACUGCGCUCGCGGGGAGAAACCUCCCUUUUACAGCUUUGCAAUUCCCCUUGUUCGAGAAGAUGAAAGAGACUAUCAAGGAUUACCGUGACCGCAAGGGUGUAAGAACUGGCACGAUUGCCGAGAGUGCAUGGAUCACAGCCGUCAGUGCAGGUGCUGCAGGUGCUGUCGCCGCUGUCGUCACAACGCCGAUUGAUGUGGUUAAAACCAGAAUCAUGUUAUCAGCCGUCGACGACGCGGCACACGAGGUUUCGUCUCAGCAGAAGAACGCCAAAGCGAGCUCGCAGGGUCUUGUGGAUGCCCUUGGCAAGACUGUACAGUCUUCAAAGGAUACAGCCAAGAGCGCUGUGAAGAACUUGAACCCCUUGAUCAGUCCAGAACAGAAAGGUAAGGAGAGCGCGUGGAAGAUCGGGCAAGAGAUUGCCCACGAGAAAGGCUUCAAAGGACUGUGGAGAGGCGGUGCUUUAAGAGGAGUGUGGACCUUUAUCGGAAGUGGGCUGUAUCUAGGAGUUUAUGAAAGCGGAAGAGUCUACCUGGCGGGGCGAAGAGGCGAAGAGGUGGACGAGGCGGAUUUGACUUGA